GGCAUGCGGCGCCGGCCGGUAGGCGGGUGCUCAGCAGCUGCCAGCCGCGCUGCAGCGCCGAGGCCGCGGGCCGGCCAGCCGCCAUGGUGGACUACUACGAGGUCCUGGGCGUGCCGCGGCAGGCCUCAGCUGAGGCCAUCCGCAAGGCGUACCGCAAGCUAGCGCUAAAGUGGCACCCGGACAAGAACCCCGAGCACAAGGAGGAGGCGGAGAGGCGGUUCAAGCAGGUGGCGCAGGCCUACGAGGUCCUGUCGGACGCCCGCAAGCGCGAGGUGUACGACCGCUGCGGCGAGGUGGGCGAGGUGGGCGGCGGCGGCGCGGCGGGCAGCCCGUUCCAGGACGCCUUCCAGUACGUCUUCUCCUUCCGAGACCCCGCCGAGGUCUUCAGGGAGUUCUUCGGGGGCCGCGACCCCUUCUCCUUCGACUUCUUCGGAGACCCGCUGGAGAACUUCUUUGGGGAUCAGAGGAGCUCCCGGGGAAGCAGAAGCCGAGGAGCCGUGCCCUUCUCUGCCUCCUUCACCGACUUCCCAGGGUUUGGGGGUAGCUUCACUUCGUUAGAUACCGGAUUCACAGCCUUCGGUUCUCCGGGAAACUCGAGCCUUUCUUCUUUCGCCAUGUCCUGUGGGGGUGGGGCGGCAGGCAACUACAAGUCGGUGUCAACCUCCACCAAAAUAAUCAAUGGCAAAAAAAUCACCACCAAGAGAAUCGUUGAGAAUGGCCAAGAAAGGGUGGAAGUGGAAGAAGAUGGAGAGUUAAAGUCCCUGAUAAUUAAUGGCAAAGAGCAGUUACUUCGCAUCAAUACUCAGUAAAGACAUGAAGUGCGUUUUAAGGCCGAUCAGGGCUUUUUUUGUCUAAACGCGUUUUCAAGGGAACUCUACUUUCAGAACAACUGUAUUCAAGACAUUAUAUGCAGUUCACGCCGGGGCCUCCUGUUAUUGUUGGGACGACAGGGAUAGGAUCACUCUUGGUCGUUAUACCUGUUGUAAAUAUCUGUAUCCCGUUGGCACUUAUUAAACUUAAUCCUGAGGCAGAGCACCGUUAUGUCCUAGUGCUAGGAGACACUGUUCGCAGCACCUAAACUGCACAAUGUCCAUUUUGUUGAAAAUUCGGCCCAGAGAGCUUUCUGUGGGCCACGUAGCUCCUCUUCCCCACAUGCACUCUGUGGUGGAAGAUAUGUAUAGACUGAGUCUUUAGUUUAAAUUUAAAAAAAAAGAAAAUAGCUUUUAGUUUACCUAAAAUGAUGCUGAUAUGGGAACAGUUCACCGCUGUUUAAAGGUUGAAACUAGGUUUUUAAAAGCAGUUAAGUUGAAGAAAGGGAACUGUAUGUCACUGCUGCAGUGAAUUACCAUGAGUGUGGCAGUGUAUAUCACAUUUAUCCUUCCCAACUUUUGUGGGCUAAAAAUCUGAAAUCCAUUUCAGUGGGCCAAAGGGAGGGUUGUCAAGGAUCAUGCUCUCUGAAGGUUUAGGGUUGCCUUUGUCAGUCAAGGUCUCAGUGUGUAGUGAGCUGGGUAGUGCUCAGCCCUAAAAUUGUUCUACAACAGUGGAAGAUGCUGGAAGUGAAAUGUGCUUUUUUCAGGACAAACAAGCUUUUCGAUUGCCAUAUAUAAUAUAUAUGCAGAUAUGUAUAUAAGUAAGAGAGUCCAUUCUGUUAGCACAGUUGGGUGCUUUCAGAAGAUGGUUGCCUGUAGAGAGAGUACAAUACAGAAUAUUCUACCUCGUUCCAAUUAGUCUGUGAAGACUUGAUAAGAUAUGGAAGCAAAAGGGAUCUGAAUAGGUUUAAGAUGCCAUACUUUGUAAUUCUCUACCAAGAGGUCAUGGGACACGUAGCACUAAUAUUACCAUAAAUAAGACUACAUGAAAAUAUAUUGGAUAGCCUUACUACCCCAAAAGUGUAACCUCAUGCAGUGGCAUAUAUACGAUACACAGCAGAAACACGAGAUUCAAUACUGUCCCCAGGGCACACAGAGUCUUUAGAAAUCAUGUCAAUAAAAUAGUCACUGCAGUACUGCAGCAGCUGCUUUCUAAACAAGUUCCCAAAUCAAACCAACCACCAGACUUUGAAAUACAAAAAUGCUUUCUCCAUCCUAGUGAUCAAAUAAAGACAGUCACUGAGGGUUAGGGAGAUGGCCUAGGGGUUUGAGUGCUUCCUAGACAAGCAUCCCCAGAAAUGUACAAGAAGGUCUGGUGUGUGUGAUAGUCCUUAGGAGGCCGAGACGUGGG
Messenger RNA from Meriones unguiculatus (Mongolian gerbil), 2220 nucleotides. RefSeq names its product dnaJ homolog subfamily B member 3. Bases 84 to 809 code for a protein of 241 amino acids. Gene Ontology annotation, molecular function: ATPase activator activity; Hsp70 protein binding. The transcript has a single exon. Gene Ontology annotation, biological process: positive regulation of proteasomal ubiquitin-dependent protein catabolic process; protein refolding. Lineage: Eukaryota; Metazoa; Chordata; Mammalia; Rodentia; Muridae. Gene Ontology annotation, cellular component: cytosol; endoplasmic reticulum membrane. The record is from RefSeq and is a predicted model, not a curated record.